AUAUACCCUAACGAAUAAAUUCCUCACAUAAAUGUCAAAAUAACCAAUAUCGACAUUUUAAAUUCCUCUUCUCCACGUUGGGUUUGUUUUGGUACCGGGAUCCGGGCUGCCGACCCUCAUUUAAAGUGACCAACAAUGCCACCCAAGAAGGAAGCAGCCCCCGCACCCCCGCCCUUGAUUGGCCGUGUGGGCACCAACUUGAAAGUGGGCAUAGUGGGCCUGCCCAAUGUUGGCAAGUCCACCUUCUUCAACGUCCUCACCAAAUCCUCGGCCACUGCAGAAAACUUUCCAUUCUGCACCAUCGACCCCAAUGAGAGUAGGGUUCCGGUACCAGACGCAAGGUACGAUUACCUGUGCGAAUUCCACAAACCCGCCAGCAAAGUGCCAGCCUUCCUGAACGUGACCGACAUCGCCGGGCUAGUGAAGGGCGCCGCCGAGGGCCAGGGCCUCGGCAACGCCUUCCUCUCGCACAUCAAGGCCUGCGAUGCGCUCUUCCAUCUCACCCGUGCGUUUGACGACGACGACGUGACGCACGUGGAGGGCGACGUCAACCCCGUCAGGGACUUGGAGAUUAUCCUGGACGAGCUCCGACUCAAGGACAUCGAGUACGUUGAAGGCGCCUACGACAAGCUGGAGAAGCUGGCGGUACGCGGCAGCGAGAAGAAGCUCAAGCCCGAGUUCGACACCAUCUGCAAGGUCAAGAAGCUGCUCGAGGAGGACAAGAAGCACGUGCGCUUCGCUGAGUGGGACGCCAAGGAGAUCGAGGUGUUGAAUAAGCACUUGCUCAUCAGCAGCAAGCCCAUGAUCUACCUGGUCAACCUCUCGGAGAAAGACUACAUCAGACGGAAGAACAAAUGGUUGGUGAAGAUCAAGGAAUGGAUAGACGCCAACGACCCGGGUGCCAUCUGCAUCCCCUUCUCGGGCGUCUUCGAGCUCAAGCUGGCCGACAUGGAACCCGAGGCGCGGGCUGACUACCUGAAGGAGAACAACCUCUCCAGUGCCCUGGACAAAAUCAUCCUGCAAGGUUACAAGGCCCUCCAGCUGCAGUACUUCUUCACAGCUGGUCCUGAUGAGGUGAAAGCAUGGACUAUCCAGAAAGGAACCAAGGCUCCUCAAGCUGCUGGUAAAAUCCACACUGACUUCGAACGAGGCUUUGUCAUGGCUGAGGUGAUGAAGUUUGAAGAUUUCAAGGAAGAAGGUUCUGAGGCAGGAGCAAAGGCUGCUGGCAAGUACCACCAAAGAGGACGUACCUACGUAGUCGAGGACGGUGACAUCAUAUUCUUCAAGUUUAACACUGGUGGGCUCAAGAAGAAGUGAGAAUGGUUGAUGCUAGUGAUUCUGGUGUACUUUUAUGUCCACAUUACCACAGUGUUUAUAUGCACUCAUCUGUGAUGUCCCAAGUGAACCAGUAAAGUCCCCUGCCCCCUUUAUCUGGUGAAA
Molecule: messenger RNA, 1440 nt
Organism: Penaeus chinensis
Lineage: Eukaryota; Metazoa; Arthropoda; Malacostraca; Decapoda; Penaeidae
Product: obg-like ATPase 1
Exons: 11
Coding region: 136-1317 (393 amino acids)
Cellular component (GO): cytoplasm
Molecular function (GO): GTP binding; ATP binding; ATP hydrolysis activity
Source: RefSeq, a predicted model, not a curated record